Messenger RNA from Cottoperca gobio, 1484 nucleotides. RefSeq names its product PHD and RING finger domain-containing protein 1-like. Bases 359 to 1144 code for a protein of 261 amino acids. The transcript is spliced from 7 exons. The record is from RefSeq and is a predicted model, not a curated record. Lineage: Eukaryota; Metazoa; Chordata; Actinopteri; Perciformes; Bovichtidae.
CGAGAGAAGAAGAAAAAGAAGCAGAAGAAAAAGAAGCAGAAGAAGAAAACGGUUUUGUGUAGCGCGUGGAAAAUGAAGCGAAAGGAGAAGUAGCAGUCAUAGCAACUAUUUGAAUGUUUCAGUUAACUAGCACCUUUGAACUAUUGUAAUAUAUGCUGUAAAUUAGUUUUAGUUAGCUAAAAGGCACAACCAUGUAAUAAUUUAGCUACUUUCCUUUCUACUAAGGAAACGUUAGCUAACUAGACACGUUGUUUUUGUCAAUAUUUACGUUACAGCUCACAGGUCAACCUUAAGUCAACGUAUGUGAUCAUUUAUAUCACAAAAACAGACACUUUCUUGGGUCAGUAACAUUUUAAAUAUGGAUAAAUCCACCGUGUUAAACACAGCAGGUGGAGAUAAAUGUUAUAUCUGCCUGAGCCCCUUUGAAGAGCAACAAGUGGCCUCUCUGGAGAACUGCCAGCAUGUCUUUUGUCUUGAAUGUAUUCUGCAAUGGUCCCAGACAGCCACCACUUGCCCGGUGGAUCGGAUCAGUUUUGCUGUCAUCCACCAGAGAUGGUGUCCUGGAGGGGACAUUCAAAAGAAGAUCAAAGUGAAGACGAAGACAAAGGAAGAUGAGGAGGAGGAGGAGGAGGGGAGGAGCAAUAAUGUAAUCUGCGAGGAAUGUGGACGCAGCAACCGCAGGCACCGGCUGCUCGUGUGCAUACACUGUGAUUCAGGGUAUCAUAUGGACUGCUUGACACCAUCGUUAAACGCAGGCCCUGAAGGCGACUGGAUUUGUGCUGAGUGUGCAGUCACUCCUCAGCAUUCAGACGGCUCCAUGUUGGAGGGGGACAUCAGUGAUGGAGAACUAACAGACCUCCUCGUCGAAGUAGAUGAAACUGCAUCUACCAGCAGUCGCCUUCGGCCCUCCACCCUAAAUCGUCCCAGCAGCUCCACUGAGCGACGACACAGCCAGAGGAUCCAGAGCAGCUCCAGCGCCAAUCCUCCACCUGUGCCCCAAACCUCCUGGCAUGUACCUAAAUACCUCUUACGGGCAUCGAAGCCUGCAGUCCCAACAGAGGAAGCUGCUGCACUUCAUCACAGUGAUACCAGCGGAGCUUCAGUCAGGUUAAAGACUAGAAAAAGACGGAAGCGUGCAACUUGAGCUCCUGACGAGAUCGUGUGCAGCAUCCCUGCCUGAUAAAGGUGCUACUGUCAAAGAUAUCCACACGGUGGCAGCAUUGUGUUAUAAACAUAAACGUUAUGUGAAACAUCGGACCAGAACCUGACUGCUGGGGCUUUUUUGUUUCAUUUUAACAGUGACGGUGUUUGCUAUCCUUCAGGCAAGGCAAGUUUAUUCAUAUAGCACAUUCAGAGUGCGUUACAUAAAACAUCCAAAGCAUUGAGACAAAGUUAAAAAGAAACACACAACAAAAGGACAUUGAAGAGCCAGAAAUAUUAAAAGAAGCUCAAGUAGAAUAAGAAAGGUACAACAUACAGUUUAA